UAGGUUGACGUGUUUUUAGCCGCGGAACGAGAAAAAUGGCGAAAUCGAAAUCUGCAAAGUGCGCGAAAAUAUCCCUUUGCAUUGUUGGUCAAUUUAGCUGUUAAACGGAAUAUCGAUUCUCCCUAGCUCAAUCGCAAAGAGAAUUUAUUUGGUGUUUAUCGUAAAACGUUUAUUUAAUCGGUAAUUUGGUGUUUUAGCUUUAAACGACCUUUAAGUCUGUUUGUACACAGCGGUGCGUAGUGCACUGUGGGACAGCAAUGGUGGGCGCGUGAUUUUGAACAAAUUCGAGAUAUCAAGGGAACGCGUAGGUAUGUACGAUAAAUCGUGGAAUUUCUUUCUGAGAGCAUUUAAAUGGCAUUGUAAUGUUUACUGUGACAUGUUUGCUAUAUGUAUAACAAUUUUAUCAUAAAUAAUGUGACUUUCGUGGCACGCCCCCACCCAACACUGUAAUAUCGUCAUGUCUUUAAAUAAAGGGCAUAAUGCGAGGGCUCUAGUCGAACCGCUAGCUCUUGAUUCCCGUACAUUGGGCGAUGGAGAUCUUAGUGCUCUAACUCUUUCACACAGCAAUGAACAGUAUUCGUCAAAUGAUUUUGAAGCAUUUGCGAAUAUUCAAGCUGAAUUGGAAUGUAUAAAUGCGGAAGAAGUCAUGGCUACUGACGAAGAACAAGUAAUGAUAGAGCAAAACAUUGAGGCUGAAACUGUUGUACCUGAUGUGGAAAUGUCUGACGUUUCAGAACAAAUUCAAGCAGAAGAAAUAGUUUUCACUAGUGCAAGUCAAAAUAAUCAAAAUAUUAUAUUUCAAACUAAACCGUCAUUACAAAGGGUUCCCGUAUCUGCAGUGCAGGUUAAACAAAAUAUUUGUGCAGCAACUCAAAGUCAAUCAAUCAUGAUAGUAUCUCCAGCAAGUGGACAAGGUACCAGCCAAAUUUUAAAAAUUUCUCAUCCGGCAUCGGCAUCUACUGGACAAUUACAAUCGAUAGCACAAACACUCAUAACGGCCAAACCUGCAGAUGGUAGUGUUCUGCAAUUAAGAUCAACACAGGCAAAUAAACCUCUUAUGGCAACUAGCCAUGCAGGAAGUAUUACGCUAAGCAAUUUACAAAAUGUAAAAACAGUGCAAACAGCCAAACGUUCAGUACAAAGUAAUCAACAAAAUCGGAAUGUUUAUACUAAAAUGAUAUUAACUGGAAGUCAAACACAACCAGGACAACAAGUUCUUAUAACAAGUUCACAGAAUGAAAUCCAACCAGCUCAAACAAUCAAGUUUUUAAGUAGUAAUGUAAGUAAUCAAAAUAUGACAAGUCCAACUAAAACUAUAACCUUGGCACAAGCACAACAUUUAGGAUUAUUAACUACAAACAAAGUUCAACAUAUAUUACCGUCAACUCCACAGAAACAGGGCAUUAUUGUCAACAAAUUACUUCAAUCCUCGACAUCUCAAUCAUCGAAAAUGACAAUAGUUCCCAGCAGUGCUGUUAAAUCCCCAACUAAAAUAUUACCAGCACCAACAAUUAAUUCUCAAGUUAAAACAUCAACAAUUUCUAAUCAACAAUCAGUAUUUUCUUCAUCAAGCAAAACGAAUAUGCAAACAAGUCCACAAAAAGUGAUUAUUAGACAGAGUUCUUUAAAGCCUGGAACGGUAUUAGGAAGUGGACAAGUUAUUCGAAUUCCUGCAAAUCAAAAUAUUGUAACUGGUUCCAAUCAAGUACAUCAAAUUCAAAUGCCAGGAAGACAGGUGCAAUAUGUUAGAUUAGUGAGUACUCCUUCAUCUGGUACUACCAAUGUCGUUACCGUAGGCAAAUCAAAAGCACAAACGACUUUGCAAACUGUAGGAGUAAGUCAAAAGUUAGGUGGACAACAACAAAUAGUAAAGGUUGUUCCUUUAAACACUGGUAAUCAAUCAUUAAGAACAGUAGCACCAAAGACUACAAUAACUGGAAGUAGUCAGAGGUUGUUAAUCCCUGCUGCUGCAACAGUAGGAAAUCAAUCUAAAAAUGCUGUUGCUAUACCAGCAUCUGCUUUAAGUCAAUUUGCAUCUGGUCAAGCUGUUCUUUCGGCUAAUUCCAAUGUUAGUAAUAUUGUUGUUCUGCCAGCACAGUAUAUACAGCAGCAGCAUACAGACGAUGGAAAAAUAAAAUCUCAGCAAUCCACUCCCAACUUAUUAGGAAAUACACAAAAUUUGCAAAAUAUAUCUAAUAAUUUAACAUCAGGAUCUAUAUCUGACAGUAAAUCAUCUCAGAGAUCAUAUUCAAAUGUUGAACCAAAUGGUAUUAGACCGAGGAAACCAUGUAAUUGUACUAAAUCGCAAUGUCUUAAAUUAUAUUGUGAUUGCUUUGCAAAUGGAGAAUUUUGUCAUAUGUGCAAUUGUAAUAAUUGUUCAAACAAUCUUGGCAAUGAAGUGGAAAGACAAAGAGCUAUCAAAUCUUGUUUGGAACGUAAUCCAAAUGCUUUUCGUCCAAAAAUUGGGAAAGGUCGUGAAACUGGUGAUGAUAUACGUAGACAUAACAAAGGAUGUAAUUGCAAACGAAGCGGAUGUUUAAAAAAUUAUUGUGAAUGUUAUGAGGCUAAAAUUCCAUGUUCUGCAAAUUGUAAAUGUAUUGGAUGUCGAAAUAUAGAAGAACCUACUUUAGAAAAAAAAUCUUUGAAAGAUUUGGCAGAUGCUGCUGAAGUAAGGACAGCACAGCUAACGUUAAAUAAAGCCAAACUGCAAUUAUCCGAAAUGGCUUUUAGACCGCCUGCUGUUUCAAAUACUGGUGCAAGGCAACCAUUUAAUUUUUUGACUGAUAAAGUAGUAGACAUGACUUGUCAAUGUUUAUUAGCACAAGCUUAUGAAGCUGAGCGUGAUAUGUUUGAUGAUGAAACAUCACAAAGACUUAUAAUCGAAGAAUUUGGACGAUGUCUCAAAGAAAUCAUAGAAUCUGCGCAUAAAGCAGAAGCUACCUAGCAGGUGCAGUUAAAAAGAAAUUUUUUUUUUAUUAUUACUAUUAUUAUUAUUACAAACGUCCACAAAAAUUGUACAAUUAAGAAUACAUUAAUUUUUCGUUUAUUUUAAGUAUAUUUUAAAUAUAUAUUAUUAAAAUAAAAUCGUGAAAAAUUCGCAAUGAAAAUGUUACAUACCAAAGAAUGCGAACGCAUGAUACAUCACAAUCGAAAGAAUUUUAUUUACAACAGCUAUAUCAUGAUGUUUUUCAUCUAACGCAAAACUUUUAGAGAAUUUGAUUUGAUUUGUAUACUUGAAUUGAACAUUUGGAAAUAACAAG
This is a messenger RNA of Polistes canadensis, 3260 nucleotides long. RefSeq names its product protein lin-54 homolog. The record is from RefSeq and is a predicted model, not a curated record. Gene Ontology annotation, cellular component: nucleus. The coding region runs from base 458 to 2944 and encodes 828 amino acids. The transcript is spliced from 12 exons. Gene Ontology annotation, biological process: regulation of DNA-templated transcription. Lineage: Eukaryota; Metazoa; Arthropoda; Insecta; Hymenoptera; Vespidae.